CGGGGCCGGGAGCCGAGGGAGGGAGGCCCGCGGCAGCGCAGCGGCAGCACAGGCCAGCUUCCGCGGAGUUUGUGCCCCUGCUUCCCGGGCUCCGGUGGCUCACGCGCACAAAUGGGGCUAGGGGACUGAAAGGGUCAGCGUGGCGAAGGACGGCUAAUCUCGGAGAGAAAGUAGUCACCAGUCCAACUCAGGUCACCCCCACUAUGACUUCGGGGGAGUGGCCACAGCGGGUCCUAUCUGGAGGUGAGUGGCUGUCAUGAUCUCUACAGCACCGCUCUACAGCGGCGUGCACAACUGGACUAGUUCUGACCGGAUUCGCAUGUGUGGCAUCAACGAAGAGAGUUAUUCCCUGGAAUGAAGACAGUCUUGGGGUAGGGUGACACUUGAGCCAGGAAGAGUCUGCAGGGGCCAGGAGGUACAAUUUUGGAGUCCCAGUUUCAACAAGAAGGAGAGAGUUAGCAGGGCCGUGUACCUCCUUGUUGGCUAGGGUGGCUGAUGGGGCAGGAGCCAGCUUCUACUAUGGCUGUCUUCAGGAGCUCUGGAAGAGCACCUCUUUCUGAUGAGGAGUCCACGACAGGUGACUGCCAGCACUUUGGAUCUCAGGAGUUUUGUGUCAGCGGCAGUUUUUCCAAGGUGGAGCUCACGGCAGGUGGAAGUGGCAGCAAUGCCCGGGGGGCAGAUUCAGAUGGCACUGCAACAGAAAAACUUGGGCAGAAGUCAGAAGACAAGUCUGACGACCCACAGCCAAAAAUGGACUAUGCUGGGAAUGCGGCAGAGGCUGAGGGCCUCUUGGCACCACUGAGCAGCCCAGGAGACGGGCUCAAGCUUCCUGCUCCUGACAGUGCUGAGGCAAGCAACAACAGGGCUGACUGCUCCUGGACUCCCCUCAACACCCAAAUGAGCAAACAGGUUGACUGCUCAGCCGUCGGAGUAAAGGCUUUAGACUCUCGGCACAGUGUCGGGGAGAAGAAUACUUUCAUUUUGGCAACUCUGGGGACUGGAGUCCCUGUUGAAGGGACCCUGCCUCUUGUUACCACUAAUUUCAGUCCAUUGCCAGCCCCCAUUUGUCCCCCUGCUCCCGGUUCGGCCUCUGUCCCCCAAUCUGUUCCAGAUCCAUUCCAGGUUCCCCUUUCUGUCCCUGCCCCAGUGCCCCAUUCCGGGCUCGUUCCAGUCCAAGUUGCCACUUCGGUUCCAGCUCCUUCCCCUCCCUUGGCACCAGUCCCUGCUCUGGCUCCAGCACCACCAUCACUGCCCACGCUUAUCUCUGACUCGAACCCCCUUUCGGUUUCAGCCUCAGUCUUGGUGCCUGUGCCAGUUUCUGCUCCCCCCUCAGGCUCAGUUCCCCUGUCCACUCCAGCUCCCACACCCCUCUCAGUUCCAGUUUCAGCUCCUCCGUUGGCUCUGAUUCAGGCUCCUGUGCCCCCUUCAGCUCCAACCUUGGUUCUUGCUCCUGUACCCACUCCAGUUCUGGCUCCCCUGCCUGCAUCCACACCUCCAGCAGCUCCUGCCCCCCAAUCUGUGCCGAUGCCCACCCCAACCCCAUCUUCAGGCCCACCUUCUACCCCUACCCUCAUCCCUGCCUUUGCUCCCACGCCGGUGCCUGCACCCACCCCAGCCCCAAUCUUUACUCCAGCCCCCACACCCAUGCCUGCUGCCACACCAACUGCCAUUCCCACCUCUGCACCCAUCCCGGCCUCCUUCAGUUUGAGUCGAGUAUGUUUUCCUGCAGCUCAGGCACCAGCUAUGCAAAAAGUACCCCUGUCCUUUCAGCCAGGGACAGUGCUGACCCCGAGCCAGCCACUGGUAUAUAUCCCACCUCCGAGCUGUGGGCAGCCGCUCAGUGUGGCCACACUGCCAACCACACUGGGGGUUUCCUCUACUCUCACACUCCCAGUCCUGCCAUCUUACCUGCAGGACAGGUGUCUUCCGGGUGUGCUGGCUUCCCCAGAGCUCCGGUCUUACCCAUAUGCAUUUUCUGUGGCCCGGCCUCUGACUUCAGAUUCCAAGCUGGUCUCCCUGGAGGUGAACAGGCUCCCUUGCACUUCCCCAUCUGGCAGCACCACCACCCAGCCUGCACCUGAUGGGGUCCCUGGGCCUUUGGCAGAUACCUCUCUUGCCACUGCUUCUGCCAAGGUGCUUCCAGCUCCACAGCCUUUGCUGCCAGCCCCCAGUGGGAGCUCAGCCCCACUACACCCUGCCAAGAUGCCAGGUGGCACUGAGCAGCAAACAGAAGGGACUUCUGUUACCUUUUCUCCCCUCAAGUCACCUCCACAGCUGGAGCGAGAGAUGGCCUCUCCAUCUGAGUGUAGUGAGAUGCCCCUUGAUCUCUCCUCCAAGUCUAACCGCCAGAAGCUUCCAUUGCCGAACCAGCGCAAGACACCCCCCAUGCCUGUGUUGACGCCUGUGCACACCAGCAGCAAGGCCCUCCUCUCCACAGUCCUGUCUAGGUCUCAGCGCACAACACAGGCUGCUGGCAGCAAUGUCACCUCCUGCCUGGGCUCUGCUUCCUCGCCUUUUGUCAUCUUUCCCGAGAUUGUGAGGAAUGGGGACCCAAGCACCUGGGUGAAAAACUCAACUGCGCUGAUCAGCACCAUUCCUGGCACCUAUGUGGGAGUGGCCAACCCAGUGCCUGCAUCCCUGCUGCUGAACAAAGAUCUCAACUUGGGCCUCAACCGUGACCCCCGCCAUCUCCCCAAGCAGGAGCCUAUUUCCAUCAUUGAUCAAGGAGAGCCUAAGAACACUGGUGCCACGUGUGGCAAGAAGGGAAGCCAGGCUAGUGCUGAGGGACAGCCAAGCACAGUCAAACGAUACACCCCAGCCUGCAUUGCCCCUGGGCUGCCAGCGUGUCAAACCAAGGAGCUCUCUUUGUGGAAACCCACAGGGCCAGCAAAUAUUUAUCCACGGUGUUCAGUCAAUGGGAAACCCACCAGCACCCAGGUUCUGCCUGUUGGCUGGUCACCAUACCACCAUGCAUCUCUGCUUUCCAUUGGUAUUUCCAGUGCCGGGCAGUUGACCCCCACUCAGGGGGUGCCCGUCAGGCCCACCAGUGUCGUUUCUGAGCUUUCUGGUGUGCCAUCUCUUGGUUCUAGUGAAGCUGUGCAUGGACUUUCUGAGGGGCAGCCACGGGCUGGGGGCCCAUUUGCUCCAGAGCAGGACACUGUCACAAAGAACAAACCUUGCCGGAUUGCUGCCAAGCCUUAUGAAGAACAAGUCAACCCUGUCCUCUUGACCCUCAGCCCUCAGACAGGGACUCUUGCACUGUCUGUUCAGCCUAGCAGUGCGGACAUUCGAGUAAAUCAGGGGCCUGAGGAAUCAGAGAGCCACCUCCGUUCUGACAGCACUCCUAAAAUGGAAAGCCCCCAGGGGGCUUGUAGUAUAAAGCUAGCAGGAGAUACGAAGCCUAAGAACCAAGUGCUGGCUACCUAUAUGUCCCAUGAACUGGUCCUGGCCACCCCUCAGAACCUGCGCAAGAUGCCUGAGCUACCUUUGCUACCUCAUGACAGCCACCCCAAGGAACUCAUCGUGGAUGUGGUUCCGAGCAGCAAGAGGAGCUCUAGCACAGAGCUUUCACAGCUUGGAAGCCAGGUGGACCUGGGGCGGGUGAAAAUGGAGAAGGUGGAUAGUGACAUGGCCUUCAAUUUAGCCACCUGCUUCCGGGCUGAUGGCCUCCCAGCAGCUCCCCAGAGGAGCCAAGCUGAAGUUCGGGGUAAGGCUGGGCAGGCUCGAGUGAAACAGGAAAGUAUAGGGGUCUUUGCUUGCAAGAACAAGUGGCAGUCAGAUGAUAUGACCGAAUCUCUGCCAUCUAAGAAGAUGAAGUGCAAAGAGAAGGAUGGUGAAGAGCAGCAGCAGCAGCUGCCACAAACCAAGGCCGUGGUCCGGAGCUCCCACAGACCGAAGUGCCGAAAGUUGCCCAGUGAUCCCCAGGAACCCACCAAGAAAAGCCCCAAGGAGGCUUUGGAUUCAGGAAAAGAGCACAAUGGAGUCAGGGGAAAGCACAAGCUCCGGCAGCCAACAAAGCCGGAGUCCCAGUCUCCAGGCAAACGAGCUGAAGGCCAUGAGGAAGGUUCCUUGGAAAAGAAAGCAAAGAGCAGUUUCCGUGACUUCAUUCCCGUGGUUCUGAGCACCCGGACGCGUAGUCAGUCUGGAAGCAUCUGUAGCUCCUUUGCUGGUAUGGCAGACAGUGACAUGGGAAGCCAAGAAGUCUUUCCCACGGAAGAGGAAGAGGAAGUGUCCCCCACCCCGGCUAAGCGUCGCAAGGUGAGAAAGACCCAGCAGGACACCCAGUAUCGCAGCCAUCAUGCCCAGGACAAGACCCUGCUGAGCCACGGCCGCAGGCACUUAUGGCGAGCCCGAGAAAUGCCCUGGAGGACAGAGGCUGCCCGGCAAAUGUGGGACACCAAUGAGGAGGAGGAGGAAGAUGAGGAGGAUGGCCUGGUGAAGAGGAAGAAACGGAGAAGGCAGAAGAGCCGAAAAUAUGAGACUGGGGAGUACUUGACCGAGCAAGAAGAAGAGCAACGGCGAAAAGGGAGAGCAGAUUUAAAGUCCCAUAAGCAGAAGACUUCCUCCCAGAGUUCGGAGCACUGCCUCAGGAAUAGGAACCUUCUUUUGCCCAACAAAGCCCAGGGGAUCUCGGAUUCACCAAAUGGUUUCCUCCCAAAUAACCUGGAAGAGCCGGCCUGCCUUGAAAAUUCAGAAAAGCCAUCAGGAAAACGAAAGUGCAAGACCAAGCACAUGGCAAAUGUCUCAGAAGAAGGAAAGGGCAAAAGUCGUUGGAGCCAGCAGAAGACACGAUCUCCCAAAUCUCUCACCCCAACAAAACCUACAGACCCAUGUACACCCUCUAAGUCCCGAAGUGCCGGCCCAGAGGAGGCCUCAGAAUCACCUACAACUAGGCAGAUUCCCCCAGAGGCACGUCGGCUCAUAGUAAACAAAAAUGCUGGUGAGACCCUCUUGCAGAGGGCCGCACGUCUUGGAUAUAAGGACGUUGUUCUCUACUGCCUCCAGAAAGACAACGAGGAUGUGAAUCACCGGGACAAUGCGGGCUACACAGCACUGCAUGAGGCCUGCUCCCGUGGUUGGACUGACAUCCUGAACAUCCUGCUGGAGCAUGGGGCCAAUGUGAACUGCAGUGCUCAGGAUGGCACAAGGCCAGUUCAUGAUGCAGUGGUCAAUGACAACUUGGAGACCAUCUGGCUCCUGCUGUCCUAUGGGGCUGACCCCACACUGGCUACCUACUCAGGCCAGACAGCGAUGAAGCUGGCCAGUAGUGACACCAUGAAGCGCUUUCUCAGUGAUCACCUCUCGGAUCUUCAGGGCCGGGCAGAAGGUGAUCCUGGUGUAUCCUGGGAUUUUUACAGCAGUUCUGUGUUAGAGGAAAAAGACGGGUUUGCCUGUGACCUCCUGCAUAAUCCUCCUGGGAACUCUGAUCAAGAAGGAGAUGAUGUGGAAGAGGAUGAUUUCAUGUUCGAACUGUCAGACAAGCCUCUUCUCCCUUGCUACAACCUGCAAGUGUCAGUGUCCUGUGGGCCUUCCAACUGGUUCCUCUUUUCCGAUGUCCUGAAGAGGCUGAAGCUUUCCUCCAGGAUCUUUCAGGCCCGGUUCCCGCACUUUGAAAUUGUCACCUUGCCUAAGGCUGAGUUCUUCCGGCAGGUGGCCUCCAGUCAGCUGCUGACCCCUGCUGAGUGGCCUGGAGGCUUGGCGGAGGGAACUCCCCCAGGCUCCUCUGAGACUGUAGAGCUGGUGCGGUAUGAGCCAGACCUACUUCGGCUGCUAGGGUCGGAGGUGGAAUUCCAGUCUUGGAACAGUUGACCAGGAAAACAGCCCCUCCCUUUUCUUCUUUCUCCUCCUGAGUUCACCCUUCCCCCACCUCCCAUGUCUUCCCCACUGAGCACCAGACUGCAGAAUGAGGCAAUAAUAUGGACCAACAAGAAGCCGCCUUAUCAAUGCCAGCAUUAGUGACUGGACUUUUUUUGUUCUUUUGGUUACAAUUAGUUCUCAUCUCCCUGUCAUUGUCAUUGUUGUGGUUGGUGGUGGGGGUGGAAAGUUGAACUCCACAUCUGAAGACAACAGGUCCUGGGAGUGGUGGGGAGGUGGCACCAGGGUUCCUUGGACUGGCCUUUUUGUGUAUGACUGAGACCCAACCAGGGCCCUAGGUGGCUGCAGCCUGUCCAGUGGAGAAAUUAGAAAAGCCCAAAUUUCUGAAUACCCCCCUCUGUUCCCCUGUGUUCUUCUGUCUUCCAUAGUAUUUAUUUUAUUAGUAUUUAAUUUGUAUUGUUUCAUUGGUUUCUGAUAAGUCUGUAUCACUGUGACAAUUUGAGACAACUUGUUGUAUUGAGGGACUUUCUUUACCUCUUUUCUUUUUCUUUCUUGAUAAGCUCUGACAAAGUUAUUUCCAGGUGGUUUUUCCCCCCACUGGGGAGGGGGCAGGGUGGGAUGGGGACAUGGUUUUGUGAUUAAUGAAGCUGGCUGCUGCUGGCUUGGGGCUGGGGGUAAAUCCUGAGGCUUUGGUGCUCCCCCUCCCCUGCCAGUUUUCUCUCUCACCCUCGCCAGAGCAGCCCUACUACCUUGAGGUUAUGGGGAGGGGAGGAUUGUGGGGCAAGAGGUUAAUGAGUUAUUCUGAUAAAGGAUAAUAGAGAAGGGGUCUGAGGGUCUUCCCUCCUGGCACUUUUUCACUGCUCCCCUAAGAGGGCAUGAAAGGAGUUCUUGCAUCUUUCCCUUGCGCCUCCACUCCUGCCCCAUCCUAGCCUCCUCCUCUCAAGAUGCUGAGCCUCUAAUUCCCCAGCCUUCACUUCCCAUUUCUGCCCCUUCCCAGAUAGGCAGCACCCCUUUCUCUUCUCCCCCAUUCUCCUUUGGAAUUUCCAGAGGUCUCUGGGACUGACUGCCAGAUGUGAAAUCUAGGUGUCAGCUGUUUCCUAGGCAAGGGCAGGAAACUAAUCUCCAGCCUAGGCUCUACUCUUGCCUGGAAACCUGUGGCUGAGUGUAUGGCCCCACAAGCCCCCCCCAGCUGGGUUUGUUUAGGGAGAAAUAGAGGAGCUUGGGUUGCUUCCCUUACCCCACUCCCUCUGUGGCAUUGUCUUUCCUACCCUUGUUUUUAUUUUUCUACCAAUUGCUAUUUUUCCGAACAAUCCUUGUAGAGAGUUUGUACCAUCCAAAGGCAGGAGGGCCUUGUGGCCCGCUGUGGUUGGAGAUGGUACAGUUUUAUUGUACAGGUGCUAAAACAACAACAACAAAAAGAAGAAAAUGGAAAAAAAAAGAUUAAAAAAAAAAAAGGAAAAAAAAAAAAAGCCAGUUUGAGGAUGGGACAAUCUGUUCUCUGGAGGCUCCUGACCCAUGCAGGAGCAUUGGUGGUUAUUUUCUUUGUAUUGUGUUUGUUCUUUGUUCCUGGGGGGGGGAAAUUCUGGCCCCCCUUCUGUAGGACUGCUCCCCACUCCCACCAUACUGCCCAGUUGGUUUUGAACAGUUGUUCUCCCUUUUUAAGAAAAAAAAAAAAAAAUAUAUAUAUAUAUAUAUAUAAAGUUGAGGGGGUUUGGAUUUUAAUUUUUUGGUUUUGUUGGGGUUCCUGGUAUUGUGUGGUUUAUUUUAUGUUUUAUGUUUGCCUCUACUUUUUGCAUUUGGGUGUGUAUUCUGGCUGCCCUUUAUGUUUCAUUUUAAGCAAAUGGCUAUGGAGUCAAAAACACUUGCAUACUGAAAAACUUGUGUCGGGG
This is a messenger RNA of Nycticebus coucang (slow loris), 7703 nucleotides long. RefSeq names its product BCL6 corepressor like 1 (gene BCORL1). The transcript is spliced from 17 exons. The coding region runs from base 496 to 5808 and encodes 1770 amino acids. Gene Ontology annotation, molecular function: transcription corepressor activity; protein binding. The record is from RefSeq and is a predicted model, not a curated record. Gene Ontology annotation, cellular component: nucleus. NCBI's taxonomy places the organism in Eukaryota, Metazoa, Chordata, Mammalia, Primates, Lorisidae. Gene Ontology annotation, biological process: negative regulation of transcription by RNA polymerase II.